UGCCCUCCCCAAAUUGCCAUAGAAAUAUCAGGACCAGAUCGACUUCUGCACAAUAGUAUCCCAUUAAGGAAUUUGAAGAGAGAGAGAGACAGAGAGAGAGAGGAAAGAGAGAGAGAGAUAUGGAAGUAGUGAAUUUGGAAGUGGAGGAGAUGGAGGUAGAGGAGCAGGUGAGUAAGAAGAUGAAGAAGGAAGAUGGGUCGGCGGCGGCGGCGGUGAUACGGUGGGAGAGGUUUCUUCCGACGACGUCGGUUCUGAGAGUGUUGUUGGUGGAAGCCGACGACUCGACACGCCAGAUUAUAUCGGCACUUCUCAGGAAAUGCAGUUACAGAGUUACAGCAGUUCCUGAUGGCUUGAAGGCAUGGGAAGUACUGAAGGGAAAACCUCAUAACAUAGAUCUCAUAUUGACAGAAAUUGAAUUGCCAUCAAUCUCUGGAUUUGCACUUCUUACCUUGGUUAUGGAGCAUGAGACCUGCAAAAACAUUCCUGUUAUAAUGAUGUCCUUGAAUGAUUCGGUUAGCAUGGUCUAUAAAUGCAUGAUGAGAGGUGCUGCAGACUUUCUUGUCAAGCCCUUGCGAAAAAAUGAGCUGAGGAACUUGUGGCAGCAUGUUUGGAGAAGACAAGCUUCACCUAAGAGUGGCCAUGGGUCUCAGAAUGAGAAUGUUGCACAACAGAAGGUUGAAACCACGGGAGAAAAUGAUGCUGCUAGCAAUCAGUCAAGUCGUUGUAUGGCCUGUAGUCAGAGAAAUAAGGAUUGUGUUGAGAAAGGGAGGGAUGCUCAGAGCUCUUGCACUAAGCCAGAUUCGGAAGAUGAUAGUAGAUCUGAAGAAAAUAUGAAGGACAUCUCACAGCCCAAAUCGAGCAAAUCUCCUGAGGGCGACAUGGCAACACUGAAGCAUGAAGAAUGUGUCGAAUCAGCAAGUAAAUUGCUGAUGCAGGAUUGCGAAGACAUGGUUAUAGAUGAUAAUGCAAUGGCUAAGGGAGAAGAUGUGGUGGCUGAAAGCCAACAGGAGCAUGCUCAUAUCUCCAGUGAAGCUACUGAUAAUCAUGUCGUCUUUGUCAGUUGUGCUAGAGAAGCCAUUGACUUGAUAGGAGGAUUUGACAACUACCCAAAGUGCAGUUAUAGAAGCUUUGAAAAUAUCGGUUCAAACAAGGUUGGUUCUUCGCUGCUGUUGGAUCUUUCCUUGAGGAGAUUGAAUACAAGUGGCUCUGUCAAUCAAGUUAGUGAUGAAAGGCAAACAUUGAACCACUCUGACGCAUCAGCCUUCUCUCGGUAUAUUAACCAGGCAUUGCAGCCCCUACACUCAUCAGCUAGCAAUUGUAAUCAGCAGAAAGACCACAGAACUAAUGCCAACACACAAUUAUAUGCUCAUACCACUAAUUAUAACUCCAACACUCGUGAUUCGGCACAAAGUUCUCCGGAAAACAUGCUCUCUCUGGCCACUGGUCAAUAUGGACAAUCUGAAGUUGCUUACCCUUGUCCCCAAAAAACAGUAACUGUCCCAAUUCCAAUGAGUGGCAUAAGGUUUGACAAUCUAUGCACUCCCAAUGGCUCUGAAGUCCGUCCCCUAUUUUUUACACAAUCUGGCCUAGCAAAGGCGGAGAAUCCGGGUUUAGCUCGCAAUCAGGAACUGACUUUCCAAGCAAAUUCCUUUCAUCCAUACAAUCCUGAAACCAGCAGCGGUCGGCAGUUCCAUAACCUGGUUGAUCAAAAUGGAAACAGUUCCUUGAACCAAACGGAGCACAAGAAGAGGUACCAGUUGGAAUCUUCGGAGGAUCAAAGGAAUUUCUCAUCUGCCACUGAUCAGAGUGGCAGCAGCAGUUUUUGUAAUAGUAAUGGAAAUGUCGACCAAGUUGCGGUUGUCCCUAAUGCUACGGAGAGUGGAAAUGAAAACAGCCAUCGAUCUGCCCAGAGAGAAGUGGCUCUAACCAAAUUCCGGUUGAAGCGAAAAGACAGAUGCUAUGAGAAGAAGGUUCGAUACGAAAGCAGGAAAAAACUAGCAGAGCAGCGACCACGGGUGAAAGGACAAUUCGUUCGCCAUGUGCAUACUGAGCCAGAACUUGUAGAAAGAGAGAGCCAGUGUUGCAAUUAGUAGAUGGUAGCUAGCUAUUCACAGCCUGAUUUGGACAGUAGGAGCUACAGGUGCCACUGUAUUCCAAGAUAUUGAAUUUGUUCAUAGAGAUCAUCCCGAACAGAGAGGGGAUGAAGGUUAAGGGAUACAUCGUCCAUGCUAACAUCACUAGCUUGUUAGUUUCAGUUUCCCACAUGUAUGAUUAAUCACUGUGUGUUUUCAUUUUUUCUUUGUAGAAUAGCUUGUAAUUUCUUGAUAGCUCCUUCACUAUAUGUAUGAAGGGGUUAAUCUCCAUGAGAUUAAUUUCCUUCUUCUGUUCAUAUGGGUAAGUUCUUCCCAAGAUCGAUAUGCGAAGCAGGUGUAACUCCUUCAUUCUUUCAUCACUGAAUGGAUUGAGAUUCAACCAGCUA
Rhododendron vialii is the source of this 2479-nucleotide messenger RNA. Its product is annotated as two-component response regulator-like APRR9. NCBI's taxonomy places the organism in Eukaryota, Viridiplantae, Streptophyta, Magnoliopsida, Ericales, Ericaceae. The record is from RefSeq and is a predicted model, not a curated record. The transcript is spliced from 7 exons. Gene Ontology annotation, molecular function: protein binding. Gene Ontology annotation, biological process: cytokinin-activated signaling pathway; phosphorelay signal transduction system. Bases 120 to 2090 code for a protein of 656 amino acids.